AUGGGCCGCAGACCAGGCAAGCUGGUCAUGGUGGGUUCAGGUAUCAAGAGCAUUUCCCACAUGACUCUCGAGACGGUCAGCUACAUCGAACAAGCCGACAAGGUGUUCUACUGUGUCGCCGACCCGGCCACCGAGCUCUUCAUCAAGUCCAAGGCCAAGUGGAGCUUCGACCUGUACACGCUCUACGACAACGACAAGAACCGCUACAUAACCUACGUGCAGAUGGCCGAGCUGUGCCUCCAAGCCGCCCGGGACGGCUUCUUCUCGGUCGGCGUAUUCUACGGCCACCCGGGCGUGUUCGUUAGCCCUUCGCACCGCGCCAUCGGCAUCGCCCAGCGCGAGGGCAUCGAGGCCUACAUGCUCCCGGGCAUCUCGGCCGAGGACUGCCUCUUUGCCGAUCUCGGCAUCGACCCCAGCUUCACCGGAUGCCAGACCUACGAGGCCACAGAUCUGCUUCUUCGCGACCGCCCCAUCAAUCCCUACAGCCAUCUCAUUGUCUGGCAGGUCGGCGUCGUGGGUGACACGGGUUUCAACUUCGGCGGCUUCACGCAGACCAAGUUUCAGGUUCUCGUCGACCGUCUCGAGGAAGUCUACGGUCCCCAUCAUGAGCUCAUCCACUAUUUUGCCUCAACGCUCAGCCAGAGUCGGGCCCACAUCGAACCGUUGCGCAUUGGUGAUCUACGCAACCCCGAGGUCGAGAAGCGCAUGAACGGCAUCUCCACCUUUUACGUGCCCCAGGUUGGGAAGGCUCCGUAUAACCCGGAUAUGGCGGCGAGAUUGGGGUUGAAGGUGGAUUCGAAGACGCCAGAUCGGUCUUUCGGACACCUGAUCGGACCCGAUGUCUCGUACAACGCCGUGGAGACUCGUGCGGUCCAGGCCCUGAAGACACACAAGCCCUCACCGAGCUACAAGAAGAACAGGCUGCCAACGUCUACGCUCCCGCCGCUCACGGCGCUGGCGACAAGCCCCAAGGCGGUCGCUCAUUUCAGGCGGAACCCGACGCAGUUCUUGGACGCAUAUCCGGACGUGGCCCCGCACGUCAAGAAAGUGCUCAAGACGGGCUCCCCUGGGCUUCUCCGCCUUCUCUCUCUGAACUCGUCGGCUGAUGUGGCGACCAGUUCGUCCAGGCCGAGCUCCGCGACUCGACGUUGGCGUCAAAGUACGCGGCCGUGCUGA
Molecule: messenger RNA, 1176 nt
Organism: Chaetomium fimeti
Lineage: Eukaryota; Fungi; Ascomycota; Sordariomycetes; Sordariales; Chaetomiaceae
Product: tetrapyrrole methylase
Exons: 1
Coding region: 1-1176 (391 amino acids)
Molecular function (GO): methyltransferase activity
Source: RefSeq, a predicted model, not a curated record